AUACAAGGGCUCGUCGCGUGCGCACGGUCCUCUGACAAUAUGGCGUGCGUGAAAUUAUUAUUGUUUAUUUCAUUGGCAGUUUUGGUCACGAGCCAGAAACCAAGCCCCGUAGUCAGAGUUGCCAAUGGUAUCUUACAAGGGACUUGGAGUCAGUCCACAAAUGGAAGGGAGUACGCCAGCUUCCUCGGCAUACCGUACGCUCGGCCGCCGGUUGGUAAAUAUAGGUUUAGGGAGCCGCAACAGAUGAAGCCUUGGGCGGGAGUUUGGGACGCAUCCAGACCUCUGGCGAACUGCAUGCAAUAUGAGCCGUUUAAAAAAAUGAUUGUCGGUAAUGAAGACUGCCUUUAUGUUAACGUUCACUCUACAAAUGUGGACGCAAGAGCAUCGUUACCAGUACUGGUGUUCAUCCACGGUGGAGCCUUCAUGUACGGAGCAGGAUCUCUGUAUGACGCGUCGCAUUUCAUGGACACUGACAUGGUUGUAGUCACCUUCAACUACCGCCUUGGACCUCUAGGUUUCCUCAGCACUGGCGAUGAAGUUAUACCAGGUAACGCAGGGUUGAAAGACCAAGCUUUCGCCCUGAAGUGGGUUAGAGACAACAUUAUGAUGUUCGGUGGCAACCCUGACAGCGUCACACUCUGUGGUUGCUCUGCUGGUGGCGCGAGCGUACACUACCAGUAUCUCUCACCUCAUUCCAAAGACACAUUCCACCGUGGCAUUGCCUUCAGUGGUUCAGCGUUAUCAUCGUGGACUCACGCUGUGAAACCAGCAGAGAAGGCAAAGACCUUAGCCGGUAUUGUAGGAUGCCCCACAGGAUCUAGCAAGGAGAUGGCAGACUGUCUUAAGUACAGACCUGCAGAAGUUAUCGUCAAUGCCCAAAUUGAAAUGUUGGACUGGAAAGUCCACAUGUUCACACCAUUCACACCAACCGCUGAAGCUCCAGGCACGCGAAAUCCAUUCUUAAACCAAUACCCAUACAUCGCAAGUCAGGCGGGUGCUAUGAAGCCAAUUCCCCUUAUCGCUGGUGUAACAUCUGAGGAAGGAUUGUACCCAGCUUCAGUCUACCAGACGCAUCCAAGCUUACUAGCAGAAUUAGAAUCAAGAUGGGAGCACCUUGCUGCAAAUAUCUUCGAAUAUAAUGACACAUUACCAUUGGAAAUGAAGGCUACAGUUGCGAACAAGAUCAAGCAGCACUACUUGGGAGGAAAGCCCGUCAGCCAAGAGACUUUCCCAAAAUUGGUUGAAGCUCUUGGAGACCGCCUCUUCACUGCGCACGUUGGCAAAUUGGUCCAAAUCCAUGCCCUACGAUCCAAGCAACCAACUUACUUGUACCGUUACGCUUAUCGCGGCCUAUACAGCUUGUCUAACUUAAUGGCUGAAAGGGAUGAUGACUAUGGUGUAAGCCACGCCGAUGAUGUAAUGUCAGUAUUUAAGUUCUUACCAAAUUUCAGCAUGAGAGAGGAGGAUAUUAAAAUGAGGAAUGCUCUCAUUAAAAUGAUCUACACCUACAUGACAACAGGAACUCCAAAACUGCCAAAUGGACCGGAAUGGAAAAAGGUGACACCUGGCGCGACUGAAUUGGACUAUCUAGAAAUAGCCGGACCGAACAAAAUAGAAAUGAAGGCUAGCUCCGAUUUCGGACAAACUCGGUUUUGGGACAGCCUUGGAUUUAUCGAAAAUGAGAAUUUCCAUGUAUCUAUUAAAGAUGAACUGUAAUUAAUAAAUAUAGGAGUAUGUUACACAAUACAAUAAAA
Molecule: messenger RNA, 1754 nt
Organism: Melitaea cinxia (Glanville fritillary)
Lineage: Eukaryota; Metazoa; Arthropoda; Insecta; Lepidoptera; Nymphalidae
Gene: cce-7
Product: venom carboxylesterase-6-like
Exons: 10
Coding region: 40-1716 (558 amino acids)
Source: RefSeq, a predicted model, not a curated record